CUACACAAAAAAUGGGAAAUAGCAAAAAGAGAAGAAAAGAAUCAGAGGAUCACAAAAUGCGUUUGCCGCAGCGCCACCUCCGUGAUAGUUCCGGCUGGUUGGGGCUCGCCGCAAUAGCGUACGUGGGCAUAGACUACCUCCGCCACAUAUCACCGGUGUGGCACGAGCUGAUGCAGCCAGCUCUCUGGGCGGGGCUCGUGAUCGCCACUAUAAUUCGCGUCCCACUCUACAGGCACUGGUCGUUGGAGCUACCUGUCGCCAUUCCCUUCAUAUUAUCAUUGCUCUUCAUGCUCUCCGCACUUCUCUUUGAAGCUAUUUGCGUUCGCUUUGCUACCGCUGUUCUCGGUCUUGAUUGGCACAAUGAUACACCGCCUCUUCCUGACGUUGGGCAGUGGCUGCUGCUGGCGUUGAAUGAGAAAUUGCCCCAAACGCUGGUCAAUUUAUUGAGAGCACAUAUUAUUGGAUUGCAUCAUUUCUUGAUGUUGUUUAUAAUGCUUGGGUUCUCAGUAUUAUUCAACUCGGUUGAAGCUCCGGGUUUGGGCCUGGGUGCAAGAUACAUGUUCACAAUGGCUAUUGGUCGGCUUCUUAGGGCAUUAGCAUUUGUGUCCACAAUUCUGCCCUCACCGCGUCCGUGGUGUGCAUCAACGAGAUUCCGAGUGCCUCCAUACCCUCAUCGCUGGGCUCAGAAGUAUUAUGUUCCAUAUUCAAACAAUUCUAAUGCUAUAAAACUAGUCAUUAAAUAUGAUAUAGCAUAUGCUGUUGCAGGGGAUUCCAGCACCGAAUUCCAACCACACUGGGGAUUGAUGAACUUUCUUGCUGAUCUUUUACGACCUACUGCUUCUAAGGGAUCUUCCUCAUGGUACAAUCUGCUGACAAAAGCUGGAGGCGGGUGCAAUGAUUUACUUUUCAGCGGCCAUAUGUUUGUUGCAGUGUUGACUGCUAUGGCAUGGAAGGAAGCUUAUGGAGGAUAUAGCUCAGCUCUUAUAUGGAUGUUUGUGAUGCACAGCGCCCAACGAGAAAUCAGGGAACGAUACCAUUAUACGGUGGAUUGUGUUAUAGCCAUUUGCAUGGGCAUAUUUCUGUGGAAGAUGACAGGUCUUUUCUGGCCAAUCAAGGAUGCUUCCAGAGAUAGGCGACUAGAUAAACUUGACAAAAUUCAGAGCAGACUACUGCAAGCAGCAAAGGAUUCCGAUAUAGAUGCAGUGAGGCAACUUCUAAAUGAAGUGGACUUGAGUAGUCAAGUUAGCCAGAAACCAGGAAGUAGGCUUAUGUGGUUGUUUUCCGGUGCAACCAUUUUCUUUACACUUGUUAUUGUUCUUCUAGCCUUUACACUGACCAGCGAUGGUUGAUUUUGGUUCAUUGGACAUCUUUUUCCACACAUCGACAGACGUGGUUCAGUUUUGCGCAUUAGAAAAGCCUCGUCCUUGGGUUUUUCCCGUUCUGCCUAGGUUGUUCAAUAUAUUCAGAUUUGAGACACCAUUUAAUUAUUGUGACAUGCAGACGUUGAAGUAGCUUUGUAUAAUCACAUACAUUCUGAACUUAAUAAUACGUAAUAUUUUCUAGAUGAAA
Sesamum indicum (sesame) is the source of this 1569-nucleotide messenger RNA. Its product is annotated as protein PHLOEM UNLOADING MODULATOR. Gene Ontology annotation, molecular function: sphingomyelin synthase activity; ceramide cholinephosphotransferase activity. The record is from RefSeq and is a predicted model, not a curated record. Gene Ontology annotation, biological process: ceramide biosynthetic process. Gene Ontology annotation, cellular component: endoplasmic reticulum membrane; plasma membrane; Golgi membrane. Lineage: Eukaryota; Viridiplantae; Streptophyta; Magnoliopsida; Lamiales; Pedaliaceae.